AUGGCUCCAAAGGCUUCAGCUCUUUGCAGUAUAGCUCUUCUCCUCAUGCUCCUCUCCCCAUCCCUUGCGAGCUUUCCUACCUCAGUUUUCAACUCAGAAUCCAUCUGCAAUUACACCCCACAUGCAGAUUUCUGCAAAUGGAUUUUGCCCCCCAACAAGUUCACCACCAUGUUCGACUAUGGCAGGCUUGCAGUCCAUCGAUCUUUAGUUACUGCUCACAGUUUUCUUGGUUUGGUCAAGUAUUUCCUCGGACUCCCUUCGACUUCGUUCUUGAGCACGAUUUGGGCCCUCCAGGAUUGCCAGUUUCUGGCAGAGAUGAACGUGGAUUUCUUGUCAUACACUUUGGAAACUAUCAAUUCUAAGGACAGUCUAGAUAGCUUCCUGGCUGAUGAUUUGCAUACUUUGCUCAGCGCUGUUUUAACUAAUGUACAAACUUGUCUGGAGGGGCUUGAGGCUACACCAUCAGCUUCAAGUAUCAAGAAUGGUCUAUUACCAUCUAUCUCUAAUGGAACAAAGUUCUACAGUGUCUCUCUUGCACUCUUCAGGCAGGGUUGGAUUCAUGACAUUACCAAAUCGCUUACAGGAAGAAACUAUGUGUUUUCCAAUUUGGGAAAUGGUAGAAAUGCUCCUUUACCUUUGAGAAUGUCAAGCCAUGACCAAGCAAUUUAUGAAUCUGCAUGCGGACAGAAGCAUGUUCAGACAGAUGGGGAAGGGGUUUCAGUGAGUCAAGUGGUGCUUGUAAACCCUGAUGGAAGUGGCAAUUUUACCACCAUCAAUGACGCAGUGGCCGCAGCACCAGAUAAUACCGGUGACAGCAGCCAAUACUUUGUGAUUUAUGUGGUUGCUGGCGUUUACGAAGAGUACGUUUGCAUACCAAAGAAGAAGCAGAACCUGAUGAUGAUCGGUGAUGGUAUUAACAGAACGGUAAUCACUGGAAAUCGCAACUUCGUCGAUGGAUCAACCACGUUCAAUUCUGCAACAUUUGCUGUCGUUGGGAAAGGAUUUGUUGCAGUGAACAUAACAUUGCGCAACACAGCCGGUCCUAUCAAGCACCAAGCUGUCGCAGUUCGGAAUGGGGCUGACAUGUCCACGUUUUACAGUUGCAGCUUCGAAGGAUACCAGGACACCUUAUACGCUCACUCCCUUCGGCAAUUUUACAGAGACUGCGACAUUUAUGGCACCAUCGAUUUCAUAUUCGGAAAUGCUGCUGUUGUCCUCCAAAACUGCAACAUCUACCCUCGACUGCCAUUAGAAAACCAAUUCAACACCAUUACUGCACAGGGAAGGAUCGAUCCUAACCAAAACACAGGCAUAUCGAUUCACAAUUCUGUCAUCAGAGCUGCUGAUGAUCUGGCCUCAACUAACGGGACCACGAAAACAUACCUGGGAAGGCCUUGGAAGCAGUAUUCAAGAACAGUUUAUAUGCAAAGUUUCAUGGACAAGCUGAUUGAACCUUCAGGUUGGAGUGAAUGGUCUGGAAAUUUUGCACUUGAUACGCUUUACUAUGCAGAGUAUAAGAACAAGGGUCCAGGAUCAAACACUGAUUCCAGAGUUAGAUGGCCUGGAUUCCAUGGGAAUAUAAAUGAGAUUGAUGCUGCUAACUUCACUGUUUCCAACUUCAUCCAAGGUGAAAGCUGGUUGCCUGCAACAGGAGUUCCUUUUGAUGGGGGCUUGCAUUAUUGA
Molecule: messenger RNA, 1683 nt
Organism: Theobroma umbraticum
Lineage: Eukaryota; Viridiplantae; Streptophyta; Magnoliopsida; Malvales; Malvaceae
Source: RefSeq, a predicted model, not a curated record